GGCAGAUUACAAAAAAAAAAAAAAAAAAAAGAGGAACACAUAUAUUUGUAAUUUUGGUUUAGUGAAACAUUUCUUUGGACCUCAAAAAAAGACCACAGAACCGCAAGCUGUGAGCAAAAUUGAGAGUCACACGCGACCAGAUCCGGGAUAUUGGUCAGUAAAAGAGGACGCAACACUUUUUUUUUUCUAAUUUUGUCUGGAAACCACAGUGUCACAGACUGACACUUUUUCGGAACGCAGGAAGUGGAAGGAGAAAACCUCAAUGGCUUCGAACAGCAUCUUUGAGACGUUUCCUUUAUAUGCGGCAGGUUUCAUCAAGGAUACCAGCACCAGCCGCCGCUUCACGCCGCCCUCCACCACCCUCAGCCCAGGGAAGAUGACCGACACCUUACCCCUGAGUGCACCGGAUGGCAGCGCCGCCCUGGUGGGCAAACUGAGAAACGCAGACCGGAACAUGGUGGAGGUCCUGUCUGAUCAUCCUGGAGAACUGGUCCGUACAGACAGUCCGAACUUUCUGUGCUCGGUGCUGCCCACACACUGGAGGUGCAACAAGACCCUGCCCAUUGCCUUCAAGGUGGUGGCGCUAGGGGACGUCCCGGACGGAACAUUGGUCACUGUCAUGGCUGGCAAUGAUGAGAAUUAUUCGGCAGAACUCCGCAAUGCCACAGCGGCAAUGAAGAGCCAGGUUGCUCGGUUUAAUGACCUGAGAUUUGUCGGAAGGUCUGGAAGAGGUAAAAGCUUCACUCUCACCAUCACAGUCUUCACCAACCCUCCUCAAGUGGCGACUUACCAUCGAGCCAUUAAAAUCACUGUGGACGGACCUCGGGAACCAAGACGGCAUCGGCAAAAGUUAGACGAGCAGAUUAAACCAGGCAUGUCGUUUUCCGAGCGGCUCAGCGAACUGGAGCAGUUGCGCCGAACGGCAGUGAGGGUCAGUCCGCACCAUCCGACCCCAGCUCCCAACCACAGGUCGUCUCUGAACCACUCCACAGUUUUCAAUCCUCAGACCCAGACUCAGAUACAAGACACAAGACAAGUUCAGACAUCUCCGUCCUGGUCCUAUGACCAGUCCUAUCAGUACCUUGGGUCCAUCGCCACACCUUCUGUCCACCCGGCCACCCCCAUCUCACCCGGACGUGCCAGCGGAAUGACGUCCCUCAGCGCCGAGCUCUCCAGUCGGUUAUCAGGGGCGCCAGACCUGACCGCAUUCAGCGACCCUCGAGUCGGGAUCGAUCGUCAGUUCUCCACCCUUUCGUCGAUUUCAGAUCCACGCAUGCACUAUCCCGGAGCGUUUACAUAUACCCCAACCCCGGUGUCUUCAGGCAUUGGAAUUGGUAUGUCCGCCAUGACCAGUGCUACCAGAUACCACACCUACUUACCACCUCCAUAUCCUGGAUCUUCUCAAGCUCAAGGAAGCCCAUUCCAGGCCAGCUCCCCUUCAUACCAUCUCUACUAUGGAACCUCAGCUGGGUCUUACCAGUUUUCCAUGAUGUCCGGAGGAGACAGGUCACCGCCUCGCAUCCUUCCUCCUUGCACUAAUGCUUCCACGGGAGCAACUCUUCUCAACCCCAACCUACCUAACCAAAGCGACGUGGUCGAGACAGAAGGAAGUCACAGCAACUCUCCAACCAACAUGGGCACCACGCCAAGGUUGGAGGAAGCGGUAUGGAGACCCUACUGAAGAGCAUCGAUAUGUGAUGGUUCAUCAAGUCUACAUCUGAAUUCACCUACGUACAUGGUCAUCCUGGACGGUUCCAAAGACGUAUCUGAUCUCUCAAUGCUGUGAAGCCAACGGGAUGGAAGCAAAUGGCUUUCACGUCCAUGUGACAGAUUUCCAAUAUGGCGUCUAGAAGGAGCAACUCACGUUGGCAUCCAAAUGGGCUACGAAGAGUGGAUGUUGGCAGUGUGGAACCUCACCGGAAAUUUCUGGAACAUUUCUGUAUCAAUGUAAAUGAUGGAUGCCUAGAUGCAUCCUUCCAUAGCGUAAUUGUACAUUUCAGGUUACUCAGUGGAACUCACUUGUUUUUCGUUCAAUCAUAUGCAAAAGUAAGGUUGUCCCUAUCUCCGGCACCUUGAGCCUCUUUCCUGCUUUUAAUUUUAUAGCUUCCAGGUAUAUUUUACAUUUUUUACGUACAUCUUUUGUAUUAUACUUCAUGUUGAUUAUUUUUUUUUAAAAUAUUGGGCAAUGAUGUGUAAUUAUUUCAGUAGCAGUGCCCGCCCCUGAGGAGACCCAAUUUUAUUUAUGUAUAGUAUUCAGGACUUUUUGUUAAUUAUUAUCCCAGUUACAUAAGGAUGUUGUUUACAUUUUUUAUUUUUUGGGGGAAAUUUAAUGUUUUUUUUUUUUUAUGUUUUUCCCCCCUCAGGUUAAUUUGAGAUCGUAUUGAUACAACGUUGCAAUGCUGGACACGUUAACUGUGUUGUAUUCUGUAGGAUGAGAUCGGUCAUGACAUAAGGAUGUGUAUGUGUUCCCUUUCGUGACUUGGGGGCUUCUUGGUCCCGUUAUGGACAGAGUCUUAAGACUAUUAGUUGGACUGACCCAACAGCAGGCAAAUGAAUCCUUCCAUGGGCCUACAUUUUGGGCCCAGCCACAACUUGACCUAUGAGGCCAAACAGAAGACAACCCUGCUGGAAGCUCACUUUGAUUCAGGUCACUAUCAGUGUUGGACUGAAGUUCCUUGGCCCACCAAAGGAAAUUAUUCUUGGGGUCCAAUCUCUAUAUCAUCAAAAAAGUGUAAUGGUUUUGAA
Bufo bufo (common toad) is the source of this 2745-nucleotide messenger RNA. RefSeq names its product RUNX family transcription factor 1 (gene RUNX1). Gene Ontology annotation, cellular component: nucleus. Bases 263 to 1681 code for a protein of 472 amino acids. The record is from RefSeq and is a predicted model, not a curated record. Lineage: Eukaryota; Metazoa; Chordata; Amphibia; Anura; Bufonidae. Gene Ontology annotation, molecular function: RNA polymerase II cis-regulatory region sequence-specific DNA binding; DNA-binding transcription factor activity, RNA polymerase II-specific; ATP binding. The transcript is spliced from 8 exons. Gene Ontology annotation, biological process: neuron differentiation; regulation of cell differentiation; regulation of transcription by RNA polymerase II.